Gastrolobium bilobum is the source of this 1468-nucleotide messenger RNA. RefSeq names its product probable protein phosphatase 2C 25. NCBI's taxonomy places the organism in Eukaryota, Viridiplantae, Streptophyta, Magnoliopsida, Fabales, Fabaceae. Gene Ontology annotation, molecular function: cation binding; protein serine/threonine phosphatase activity. Bases 135 to 1295 code for a protein of 386 amino acids. The transcript is spliced from 4 exons. Gene Ontology annotation, biological process: protein dephosphorylation. The record is from RefSeq and is a predicted model, not a curated record.
AAACUUAAACGCAAACACAAAACCAAAUACAAGAAAGAAAGCAAGGAACAAAUAAAAAAAACAAAAAGACAAGACCAAUUCCAACGUUUGAAUUUUGACUAAAGAGAAAGGAAGCACCCAAACGCCAUUCAAACAUGUCUUGCUCCGUCGCAGUUUCCAAUUCGCCGGUGUUCUCUCCUUCUUCCUCCCUCUUUUGCACGAAGCAAUCCAUCAUCACUUCCUCACCGGAAGCCCUAAACCUUUCCCUCUCUCAUCUCAAGAACGCUUCUUCUUCUACGGCGUCGUCUUGCUCCUCCUCCUCUUCCCCUUCUUCUUCUUCCUCACCUUCCUCUCCCUUCCGCCUUCGCCUUCCUAAGCCUCUCACCGCCUUCUCUGCCUCCACUCCCUCCUCCACCUCCCCCAACGCCACCGUUUUGAAGAGGAAGAGACCGGCCAAGCUUGACAUACCCAUUUCUUCUCUCACCUUUGGAGUUCCGGCGACGCCGUCCGCGGUGGCACGUGAUGUCGUUGAGGCUGAGGGAGAGGGGUUUACUGUGUAUUGCAAGAGAGGAAGGAGGGAGUACAUGGAGGAUCGUUACACAGCUGGAGAUAAUCUACGCGGAGAACACAAACUGGCCUUUUUUGGUAUAUUUGAUGGGCACGGAGGUGCAAAAGCUGCUGAAUUUGCUGCUAGGAACUUAGAAAAGAAUGUCUUGGAUGAAGUGAUCAUAAGAGAUGAAGAUGAUGUUGAGGAGGCAGUGAAGCGUGGGUACCUCAACACGGAUUCUGAUUUCUUAAAAGGGGAUCAGCACGGUGGCUCUUGCUGUGUAACAGCAUUGAUUAGGAAUGGUAACCUUGUUGUGUCCAAUGCUGGUGAUUGUCGUGCUGUGAUUAGCAGAGGAGGUGUUGCAGAGGCCCUAACAUCUGAUCACAGACCUUCAAGGGAAGAUGAAAGGGACAGAAUUGAGACUCUGGGUGGCUACGUUGAUUUAUGUCGUGGUGUUUGGAGGAUCCAGGGAUCUCUUGCUGUAUCUAGGGGACUUGGAGAUCGACACCUGAAACAAUGGGUGACAGCAGAACCUGAGACCAAAGUUCUCAGAAUUGAACCUGAACAUGACUUGUUAAUAUUAGCUUCAGACGGAUUGUGGGAUAAGGUUAGUAACCAGGAAGCAGUAGAUAUUGCUCGUCCUUUUUGCGUAGGGAACAACAAACCGCAACCAUUGCUGGCCUGUAAAAAGCUUGUAGAUUUGUCUGUUUCACGAGGCUCUAUGGAUGAUACUAGUGUUAUGCUAAUCAAAUUGGAGCACUAUAUCUGAAGUUUCAUUAGUACAAGAGAAGGUGUUACCUGAUGUUAGAGUAGCUGAUUCUUUUCUGUAGAUAUACAUAAUAUAUCUGACAACAUUUAUUGGAAUUUUUUGCACCCGUAGACGGGAAGGGAUAUUAACAAAAUAACAUUUAGUAAUUUUUUUAGUAGAAUGAUAUUGAUGUA